AAUUAUUUCUGAACAUCAAAUAAUAAACAAAAAUAGCAGUUAAUAGUUUCAAACCGUCAGAUUAGAACUGCACAACCCUGCAGUUCGAUCGAGUUAACUUUAUUAACGACGUUAUCCAUCAUCUUCUCUUUCUUUCUCUUCCCUCUAUCCUCAUAAACCCUAUACACUCCACUUUCUGCACUCUACUACAGUUAAACGACGUCGUCGUUUCAAACUCAAACCAUGAACAUGAACCCUUCCACGCUCAAAACUCACCGUUCCAUUUUAUUACCCUCUCCUUCACCUGUACGCACACAACGACGUCGUUUUAAGGUCUCACUACCUCGCUGUUCCUCUGACGCUACCAACCCUACUUCUUCUUCGCCACCGCCGCGACCGGUGAAGGAACUCAAUGGAAUUGAAAACCUAGUUGAUAAAUUGCCUCUUCCGGCUAGACUUGCUACCUCCGCCGUCAUCGUUGCCGGCGCCGUUGCGGCUGGAUACGGUUUAGGUUUACGGUUUGGAGGAAGCCGUAAUGCUGCGCUUGGUGGUGCGGUGGCUGUUGGUGUUGCCGGUGGUGCUGCUGCGUAUGCUUUGAAUGCUACUGCACCGCAAGUUGCGGCGGUUAAUUUGCAUAAUUAUGUUGUAGGGUUUGAUGAUCCUUCGAAGUUGAAUAAGGAAGAUAUUGAAGCCAUUGCAAAGAAGUAUGGUGUUAAUAAGCAAGAUGAAGCAUUUAAAGCUGAGAUUUGCGAUAUAUAUUCCGAGUUUGUAUCUUCUGUGAUUCCACCUGGUGGGGAGGAACUUAAAGGUGAUGAAGUUGAUAGGAUUGUCAACUUCAAAAGUUCUAUAGGUAUUGAUGACCCGGAUGCUGCUACUGUACAUAUUGAGAUUGGUAGGAAACUUUAUAGGCAAAGGCUUGAAGUUGGGGACCGUGAGGCAGAUGUUGAGCAACGUCGGGCGUUUCAAAAGUUGAUAUAUGUGUCAAAUAUUGUAUUUGGAGAUGCGUCGUCUUUUCUUCUACCAUGGAAGCGUGUCUUCAAGGUUACCGAUUCCCAGGUUGAAGUAGCUAUACGCGAUAAUGCUCAGCGACUAUAUGCUUCCAAGCUGAAAUCCGUUGGCAGAGAUCUUGAUCUUGAGAAACUUGUUACACUUAGAGACGCGCAACGUUUAUGUCGCCUUUCAGAUGAGCUUGCUGGGAACUUGUUUAGAGAGCAUGUAAGGAAUUUGGUUGAGGAAAAUAUUUCAGUGGCUCUUGGAAUACUUAAAUCUCGCACAAGAGCAGUUCCCGGAGUGAGCCAAGUUGUUGAGGAGCUUAAUAAAGUAUUGAUGUUUAAUGAUUUACUCAUCUCAUUUAAGAAUCAUUCGGACAUAGAUCGCCUUGCCCGUGGUGUUGGUCCAGUUUCUUUAGUUGGUGGUGAGUAUGAUGGUGACAGAAAGAUGGAGGACUUGAAACUCCUUUACAGGGCUUAUGUUUCAGAUGCUCUGUCUAGUGGGCGCAUGGAAGAUAAUAAGCUUGCUGCACUAAAUCAGUUAAAGAAUAUAUUUGGACUGGGUAAGCGUGAAGCAGAAGCUAUUUUACUUGAUGUUACAUCCAAGGCAUAUCGGAAACGACUUGGACAAGUUGUUUCAAAUGGCGAGUUAGAAAUAGCAGAUAGUAAAGCAGCAUUCCUUCAAAAUCUAUGCGAUGAAUUGCAUUUUGAUCCGCAAAAGGCCAGUGAACUUCAUGAAGAAAUUUAUCGCCAAAAGCUUCAGCAAUGUGUUGCUGAUGGACAGCUCAAUGAUGAGGAUGUUGCUGCUUUGUUGAAGCUGCGAGUAAUGCUCUGUGUACCUCAACAAACUGUUGAAGCAGCUCAUGCAGAUAUUUGUGGCAGUUUGUUUGAAAAGAUUGUCAAGGAUGCAAUUGCGUCAGGGGUUGAUGGUUAUGAUGAUGAAGUCAAGAAAGCAGUGAGAAAAGCAGCACAUGGCUUGCGACUUACAAGGGAGACUGCUAUGUCUAUUGCAAGCAAGGCGGUGAGGAAGAUGUUUAUUACUUAUGUUAAACGUGCACGAUCAGCCAAAAAUAAUACAGAGUCUGCAAAAGAACUGAAGAAGCUGAUAGCUUUCAACACCUUAGUUGUAACUGAAUUGGUGGAGGACAUAAAAGGGGAGUCUGCUGAUGUUUCAACUGAAGAACCUGUGAAAGAGGACAUUAAAGAAACUGAAGAUGGAGAAUGGGAAUCGCUUCAGUCACUCAAAAAAAUAAGACCAGACAAAGAACUUUUAGAAAAGAUGGGAAAGCCUGGUCAGACAGAAAUUACUCUUAAAGAUGAUCUUCCAGUAAGGGAUAGAACUGAUCUUUACAAGACAUUCUUGCAUUACUGUCUAACUGGUGAUGUCACUAGGAUUCCAUUUGGUGCUCAGAUCACAAAAAAGAAGGAUGAUUCAGAGUACGUUUAUUUAAAUCAGCUUGGUGGGAUCCUGGGUUUGACUGCCAAAGAAAUAAUGGAAGUCCAUAGGGGUCUUGCUGAGACAGCUUUUAGGCAACAAGCUGAGGUACUUUUGGCUGAUGGACAGUUAACAAAGGCCAGGGUGGAACAGCUUGGUAAGCUGCAGAAGGAAAUAGGCUUAUCGCAAGAAUAUGCUCAGAAAAUCAUCAAGAGUAUAACCACUACAAAAAUGGCAGCUGCCAUUGAAACAGCUGUAACUCAAGGGAGGCUCAAUAUGAAGCAGAUUAGGGAACUUAAGGAAUCCAAUGUUGAUUUAGACAGCAUGGUAUCUGUGAGCUUGAGAGAAACCCUCUUCAAGAAAACUGUUGGUGAUAUUUUCUCAUCUGGUACUGGGGAGUUUGAUGAGGACGAAGUAUAUGAAAAAAUCCCAUCAGAUCUCAACAUCAAUAAAGAAAAAGCAAGAGGUUUUGUUCGUGACCUUGCACAAAGUAGACUAUCCAAUGCACUCAUUCAAGCCGUGGCGUUAUUAAGGCAGAGAAAUCACAAGGGAGUGGUUUCUUCCCUCAACAACUUGCUGGCUUGUGAUAAAGCAGUACCCUCACAGACACUUUCAUGGGAAGUGGCGGAGGAACUUGCUGAUCUAUACACCAUAUACUUGAAGAGUGAUCCAAGUCCUGAGAAAUUGUCUCGUUUGCAGUAUCUGUUAGGCAUAAAUGACACCACUGCAGCUGCUCUUCAAGACUCGGGCGAUAGAUUACUUGAUAUUACCGCGGACGAAGAGAAAUUUGUAUUCUAGUUCUAGUCAUGUAAUGUAAUGUUUGGCAGUAGGAGGGCAUAUUGGACAGGCCACGAGCCCUCACAAUUCUGUAAUUUUUUAUUUGCCAUUUUGUUAAAUGUUAAAGGGAAGGAUAUCAUGAUAGAUUCUUGGAGUAGAGAUGAGUGCAGUGUUAGACGUUGAGAUCAUUAGAUAAUGUGUGUAUUGUGACAGUUUAAAAAAUUAAUCGCUAUUUGGUAUGAAUAAUGAGAAUAAGUUGUUACUUAUGUAGACAGCUUGUUUUGUCA
Cicer arietinum (chickpea) is the source of this 3467-nucleotide messenger RNA. RefSeq names its product protein TIC110, chloroplastic. Gene Ontology annotation, cellular component: TOC-TIC supercomplex I. The record is from RefSeq and is a predicted model, not a curated record. Gene Ontology annotation, biological process: protein import into chloroplast stroma. Lineage: Eukaryota; Viridiplantae; Streptophyta; Magnoliopsida; Fabales; Fabaceae.